GGGAACAUUUUGGGCAUGCGAAUAGACGAACACUUAGCUUUGGUCGGACUCUACGUAGUGAAAAAGGAAUUCAGGUUUAAAGGGUAUGGAAAAUUACUAUGGCAAACUCUAAUGUCCCACGUGGGUCACAGGAUUUUAGCCUUAUAUUCUGUAGAUUACCGCAUCGAUGCCUACAAAAAACUCGGGUUUUGCGAUCCCACUUUCACCGUUUGCAUAUAUGGAGCUACCGUUAAGAGGAAUGAAAAUUUUCUUAAAAAUAGUGAAUCGGUAUCUCACACCGAUCCAAAGAUAGAAAUUAUAGAUAUCAGAAAAAAUGCUCAACUGAUAGAUCACUUAAUUGAAUACGAUUCUACCAUCCACACAACAUUACGCAUCGAAUACAUAAAAGAAUGUAUAGGCGAUAAAGAAAAUAUAGCGCUAUUAGCUGCGGUAGAUAAAUCUUGGCUCGAUGACCACAAUAAUUACAGUUCUUCUGCCACAUAUAACGUCAAUAGUGGCAAUCACUCCUCUCAUUUAACCUCGCCAAUUAAAGGUUACGGCUUUCUCAUAAAACGUUACAUAGGCCACGCUAUUACUCCUCUUUAUGCCGAUACCCCUUUCAUUUCUCAAGUAUUGUAUCAACACUUAGUCGAUAAAGUGCCAGACGGAGAUGAGCUAGAGGUUCUAGCGCCUGUCAAAAUAUUAAAAAAUAAUCAUAAUAAUGAUGAUGAGAUGAAUGGAGAUACUACGAAGAAUGAGACUCUCAAAUUUACCAAUAACCGUCUUAAAAUAUGGGCUGAUAAGAACUGGAACAACUCCCACUUUACUAACAUCAAAAUUAAGAUCACAGUGUAUCGGAUGUAUAAAAUGGAUCAUUUUAAUAACAACGAAAAGGACUAUCAAGAGAAGUGCGAAAAUUCGCGAUACAAUAAUGUGUACAGUGAUAGUUUUGAGAAAUACGAAGCUGAUAAAGAGGAAGAAACGGGAAAUUCAAACGAUGCAGUACAUAAUAAUGAAAACAAAAUGAAAUUAGUUAAUAGAUGGGGUGUAGGUUUGAUUCCCGUCGAUAAAGUUUAUAGUGUCUCCAGUUUAGAAGCGUAUUGGAUUUAAUUGCCUAUUCAUAAUUUAAAAAAAAGGGAAGUUUAUAUAAAUAAAAGGAUGCAAGUUCUGUGCCUA
Messenger RNA from Gordionus sp. m RMFG-2023, 1155 nucleotides. RefSeq lists its product as uncharacterized. Bases 16 to 1089 code for a protein of 357 amino acids. The transcript has 3 exons. NCBI's taxonomy places the organism in Eukaryota, Metazoa, Nematomorpha, Gordioida, Chordodea, Parachordodidae. The record is from RefSeq and is a predicted model, not a curated record.